Drosophila subpulchrella is the source of this 3003-nucleotide messenger RNA. Its product is annotated as organic cation transporter protein. Gene Ontology annotation, biological process: transmembrane transport. The record is from RefSeq and is a predicted model, not a curated record. The transcript is spliced from 7 exons. The coding region runs from base 700 to 2457 and encodes 585 amino acids. Lineage: Eukaryota; Metazoa; Arthropoda; Insecta; Diptera; Drosophilidae. Gene Ontology annotation, cellular component: membrane. Gene Ontology annotation, molecular function: transmembrane transporter activity.
GAGGAGCGUUCGGCGGAUACACAUCGCAACCAUCGCUCUUGGCCAGCUCGUCCCAACGGGCCUUAACGGUUCCGCAGAAGCGCACUAACAAAGCCAAAAAAUAUCAUCUAAAAUUUAUUCACCUCAAGUCAGUCGAGCGUGCGCCAUUUGUUUUGUGAUUAUCCCAACCGUACAAACAAACAUUUAAAUUCUCCUUUAAAUCUCGGUCUACGAAAAUAUUUGUGUUUUUUAUUGGCCGCGGCGUGUGCGUUCUGUGACAGAGCCAUUGAACUUUGAAAUAUAGAAAAUAUUUGGAAAGACAUAAACAAUAAUAUACUUAUAUCGCCAUACUAAUUUGCUGUCGGGAAAUUUUGUUUGCGGUGCGUCGCAGAAAAACUCUUGUUUCUACGCUGCAAGAAUUGUUUAAAAUUAUUCUUUUGUUUCGCCUGAUCUGCUUUGUCGAUUGGUUCGUAAACAAAUUUGUGGCUGAAUUUUCCAUUUCCACAAAGACAAUUACAUGAGACCAAGCCAAAGCAACAAAUGUGACAACUAACACUAAAUUGUGAUACAACACAUGUGAACUGCGCUGCAAAUUGGGCUCGCCUUCUCUCCCCCAACAAAAAGUCAGCUUUUGAAGAACCAAGUCACAACCAUCUAUAGUACAAACACACUAUCCAAACCGAACUCAACUCACUUAGCUCCAAUUAAACUCAUUUCAACAUGGAUUUCGAUCAGAUUCUGGCCAAAUGUGGCGACUUUAAUCGCUACCAGUUCAUGAUACUCGCCCUCUUCGGGUUUAUUAAUAUCAUCGUAUCGAUGCAUUACUUUACGCAAACAGUCAUUAGUUUUGUGCCAGAUCAUUGGUGCUACCAUGAUAAGCUAGUGAAUAUGACCUAUAAAGAGAUCGGAGAGAUCUACGCUCAGUUCGAGAAGCCCUCGUGCACCCGACUGGAUGACAUUAAUGGCCAUAAUGUCACCGUCAGCAGCAAACCGUGCGAGAGGUGGAUCUAUAAUUAUGAUUUUGGCUACAGAAGCAUGAACACAGAGCUCAACUGGGUCUGUGACUCGGCGUACAAGGCACGUAUUGGCCAGUCCCUGUUCUUUAUUGGCUCCGUGGUGGGCACUCUCUUCUACGGGCUGCUGUCCGAUAAGAUUGGCCGAGUUCCCGCCCUAAUCUUGUCCAACUUCUGCGGCUUUGCCGGGGAUUUCUCCACCAUAUUCACCAAAAGCGUGGCCACCUUCACCCUUUGCCGUUUCAUUUCCGGGCUGGCCGCCGAUACUAACUUCUACCUGAUGUACAUUAUAGUGCUCGAAUAUAUUCGCCCCAGCAUGAGAACCCUGGGUCUCAACAUGGCCGUGGGCCUGUUCUACUGCUUGGGCCUGGUAUUCACUCCCUGGCUGGCAGUUUUGGUGGGCCACUGGCAGAUCUACCUGGCCUGCACGUCGCUGCCCAUCCUGCUGGUGGUUCUGUACUACUUCGUGGUGCAGGAGAGCGCCCAGUGGCUGGUGACCCGGAAUGACAUCGACGGGGCCAUCAUAAGGCUGAAGCGAGUGGCCAAGUUUAACGGCUGCCGGGUGACCCAGGCGGACUUCGACGAGUUCCGGCGCCAUUGCCAGAUGACCCGCGAAAUGCAGGGCGGCGAUGACAAGAAACAGGCCACGCUGCUGGAUAUGUUCAGAACGCCACGCAUGCGCAAGAAUACGCUCAUUCUGUUCUUUAAGAGCAUGGUGAUCACCCUGUGCUACGAUGCCGUCUCCCGCAACGUGGAGGGCAUGGGCAUUUCGCCCUUCAUCAUGUUCUCGCUAAGUGCCCUGGCAGUGCUGCCGUCGAGUAUCCUGCUGGUCCUGUUGCAGGACCGCAUUGGCAGGAAGGGCAUGGCCUCGGGAUCCCUGCUGGUGGGUGGCCUCUUCACAGCCGCCGCCGGAAUCGCGAUCGCCUACCAGCAGCACAGCCACAAUGCCAUUCUGCUGGCCUGCCUGACGAUCGCCGCCCGUUUCGGAGUGGCCAUCUCCUACGAGUCGGGGUCCCAGUACGCCACCGAGCUGAUCCCCACCUGCGUGCGGGGCCAGGGCGUGGCUGCAGUCCACGUGGCCGGGUUCGCGGCCUCCUUCCUGGCGCCCUACAUCCUCUGGCUGGGCACCUUCUUCAAGGCGGCGCCCUCGAUCAUCCUGGGCGUCCUGUUCUUCGCGGGCUCCUUUGUCUGCCUGCUGCUGCCAGAGACGCUAAACAGGAGCCUGCCCACGACCAUCGAGGAGGGCGAGGUGUUCGGCAAGGGCGAGCGCAUGUUCGACUUCCCGUGCCUGCACAACCGGCACGAUGACGCGGAGUCCGAUUCCGAGCUGGAGAAGUACAAGCGGAAGCACUCCCUGAUCGACGCCAAGCAGAUGCAGAUGGAGUCCUGCUCGAACGGGAAGCGCAAGCAGUCCCUGAUCGACGCCGAUCGCGAGGAGCAGGCCCUGAAGGACGCCAAGCACUGAGGGGCGACGUCCCGCCCUCAGUAGUUCGUAGUUUAGCUAACCAAUUUUCGCCUAGACCUUAAGACCCCAGGCCCCUGAGAGAUCCAGGCCAAGAUCCGAUCCUAACUCGAUUCGAUGGCCAGUUGGGUGCCGGCAAAGUGUGUGCUCAGUAUGCGGUAGCCUUUUCUUAUAUGUAUAGAGUUUACCCUUACAAAUUUAUAUAUAUGUAUACUUACUUACCUACUCUAGCUGGUAAUGACCUAGGGCGUAGCUGUACAUUUAACUCGAUCCAAAAUUACCUUUUUCAAAAACGCUGAUUGUGCAUAAGAAUGGAAUCGUAUAGUUAACACUUAAGCGGCACAAAAUCACUUAACUAAACCCAAUUGAAUACUUAUCGUAAGUGUUUUUCAUACCUACUUGUACAUAAGUGCGAUACUACUUAGGCCAGUAACUGAAUGUUCUAUUUUGGAUUUUGAUCUUUAAGCAAAUGAGAACCAUUAAGAAAACUGAUAAUAAUUAUUUAAUGUUAGAAAACAAAAUAUAAAAUAUACAAAUCGAAAAAAUGUA